AUGGAUGGCAAACACAUUGACAUAAUUCCCCCUAGAAACUCUGGCUCUUAUUUUUUCAACUACAAAGGUCGACAUAGUAUGGUUCUCCUUGCAAUUGUGGAUGCAAACUACAGAUUUCUCCUAGUGGAUUUCGGAACUAACGGCCGUGUAUCCGACGGCGGUGUACUCCAAAAUACUCGUUUUUAUGAAAAGUUAGUGGAGAAAAAGAUACACAUUCCCAAGGUUGACGACGUCAGUGAAAAGUUCAAAAAUGCCCCCUAUGUUUUUGUUGCUGACGACGCGUUCCCACUGACAACUGAAAUUUUGAAGCCAUUUAGACAGGCAAAUCUAGAUUCUGCAAAAAGAGAGGUGUUCAACUAUCGUUUAUCCCGCGCGAGGCAUAUAAUUGAAAACGUCUUUGGUAUUCUUUCAUCUAGAUUUCGCAUUUUUCAUACAGCAAUAAAUUUAGAACCACACAAUAUUGAAAAGGUUGUGAUGGCAGCUUGUGCUCUUCAUAAUUUUUUGAUGGAUAAACAGCCUACAGUAUAUGCCACUGCAAGUUGUUUGUAUCGAGAAAAUUCUGAAGAUGGAAAUAUUUUGUCUAGUGGCUGCGAUAGUGCAGAUUCUAAUAUGAACCCUCUGCAAUCCUUUAAUCGAGGAAGUACUUGUAAAAAUGCCAAAGAAUACCAAAGGGAAGGUUUGUACACAUUAUCUGCUGAGGCGCCAGAGGAGUCACUAUCAGGUAUACCUGUCCGGCGUGACUGUUCAGGCGUACCUGUCAGGUGUACCGGAUAG
Messenger RNA from Penaeus indicus, 774 nucleotides. RefSeq lists its product as uncharacterized. The record is from RefSeq and is a predicted model, not a curated record. The transcript is spliced from 2 exons. Bases 1 to 774 code for a protein of 257 amino acids. Lineage: Eukaryota; Metazoa; Arthropoda; Malacostraca; Decapoda; Penaeidae.